Messenger RNA from Suillus clintonianus, 2263 nucleotides. Its product is annotated as malate synthase. Lineage: Eukaryota; Fungi; Basidiomycota; Agaricomycetes; Boletales; Suillaceae. The coding region runs from base 403 to 2025 and encodes 540 amino acids. The record is from RefSeq and is a predicted model, not a curated record. Gene Ontology annotation, biological process: glyoxylate cycle. The transcript has 7 exons. Gene Ontology annotation, cellular component: cytoplasm; peroxisomal matrix. Gene Ontology annotation, molecular function: malate synthase activity.
GCGUACGUGUGUGUGCCAGAAAUGUAUGUAUGCGGGUCUGUGGUAAUGUCCGAGGUGCUAGAACAGUAUUUAAAACACGAGACUGAGUGUCGAGCGACGAAGGUGUAUAUGUAUGAGCAGCUGAGCCGCGACCGCUGCUAUGACAAGCCAUCGAAAUCGAGAAACGGCGGGAACGGAGAGGAAUGCAACUCCUUCGGUGGGCGCAAAGUGACUCGAUCGCAUGACGUAUAUUCCGAUUUGCGGGCAUGCGAUGGACACCCGAAAAAAUGAUAGGCCAAUAUUGGGUCAAAAACACAUGCUCGGAAGGACUAUCGCGGUGUGUCGGAGUCCCGAGUUCUAGUGCUUUAAUACGCACGCUACUAAUCUUGCUCCUUACUUACAACUCCCUAUUCGCCCCCAAUCAUGGUUGCAGGUGUUCAGAUUCACACAAAGGUCGCUCAGGACGCCCAGACUGAAAUCCUCACCGAUGCUGCAGUCGCAUUUCUCGCUGCACUUCAUAGAACCUUCGAGUCUACCAGGCAGACCCUCCUAGUUGCGCGCGAUGAUGCACAGCGCAGGUUUGACUCGGGAGUACCUCUUGACUUUCCUCCUGAAACAGCUCACAUCCGUGCCGAACCUUCAUGGCACUGCGCACCCCCUGGACCCGGUCUCGAAGACAGACGCGUUGAGAUUACCGGUCCUACUGACAGGAAGAUGGUUAUCAAUGCUCUGAACAGUGGUGCAAAAACCUUCAUGGCAGACUUUGAAGACUCUAGCGCUCCUACAUUCGCGAACAUGAUUAAUGGUCAAGUUAAUUUGCGCGAUGCAAUUAACCGACAGAUCGACUUCGAGUCCGGCGGGAAGCAAUACAGGCUGUCUGAGAAUCCAGCUGUGCUUCUUGUCCGACCUAGGGGCUGGCAUUUGGACGAGACGCGUGUUACGGUCGAUAAUACCCCUAUCUCGGGGUCUCUCUUCGACUUUGGGCUCUACUUCUACCAUAAUGCUCAUCAGCUCAUAACGCGUGGCUCGGGCCCCUACUUCUAUCUUCCCAAGAUGGAGCACUAUCUCGAGGCCCGUCUGUGGAAUGACGUCUUCCUCUUCUCGCAAUCAUACAUUGGAAUACCUCACAACACAAUAAGGGCAACUGUCCUCAUCGAGACGCUUCCCGCAGCAUUCCAGAUGGAAGAAAUACUUUUCGAGCUCAGAAAUCACUCUUCAGGACUUAAUUGUGGAAGAUGGGACUACAUAUUUAGUGCAAUCAAGAAGCGUAGGGCAGACAGAAGCGCCGUGUUACCAGACAGGAAGGACGUCACCAUGACCGUGCCUUUCAUGGAUGCGUAUGUGCGUCUUCUGAUUCAGACUUGUCACAGGAGGAAAGUUGCUGCUAUGGGUGGCAUGUCUGCACAAAUUCCUAUUAAAGAUGACCCCAAAGCCAACGAGGUGGCAAUGGAGAAGGUCCGAGCAGACAAGCUUCGCGAGGUUACAGCUGGCCAUGAUGGAACUUGGAUUGCGCACCCCUUGAUCAACCAGAUCGCUCGCAAGGUGUUUGACGAAAAUAUGCUGGGUCCUAACCAGUACCACGUCCGACGUGAGGAUGUGAAAGUCGCUGGCGCGGACUUGCUGAGCUCCAAUGUUCCUGGAAAGAUCACCGAGGAAGGGAUCCGCUCUAAUAUCUCUGUGGCUCUUGCCUAUUGUGGAGCUUGGAUCGGCGGCAAUGGCUGCAUCCCUGUCAACUACUUGAUGGAGGAUGCUGCUACUGCUGAGAUUGCACGUGUGCAGCUCUGGCAGUGGGUGAAGUACAGUGCACGCCUUGACACUGGCGAGCAGAUUACCCCCUCAUAUGUCGACCGCAUCAUCGCAGAGCAAGCCCCCGGCGUCCAGAAGAUCGCCCCGAGCGUCAAGGAUGACCAUUUGAAAAUUGCUACGAAGUAUCUCAUGGAUCAAAUCAGGCAACAAUGGCCAAGCGACUUUUUGACGAGCGACUUGAUGCCGUACUUGUCGAUGGCUGAUGGUGUUGAGGACAAGUGGCAUAGGAGUGCUCUAUAGGAGAGUCCCGAGCACCCGAUUUUUGUUCCAGGCCGAAGUGUAGCGAAUUCUGAAAUAUUCUUGCCAAUGUACUUGUAGGAUCGUGCGUACUUUCAAUGUUCGGGCCAACCAAUGUCGUACGUUAAGCACGGAGUGGUUCAAUACGUGCGAGAAAUGCGUCAUAUGCUAUUUUUAAGGCAGCUCCUGAAUAUUGAAUCCUAAAAGUGUACCUGUGCGAAACACAACAAUGCCGUGAAGG